Rasamsonia emersonii CBS 393.64 is the source of this 1068-nucleotide messenger RNA. RefSeq names its product 2OG-Fe(II) oxygenase family oxidoreductase. Gene Ontology annotation, molecular function: dioxygenase activity. The record is from RefSeq and is a predicted model, not a curated record. NCBI's taxonomy places the organism in Eukaryota, Fungi, Ascomycota, Eurotiomycetes, Eurotiales, Trichocomaceae. The transcript has 4 exons. Bases 1 to 1068 code for a protein of 355 amino acids.
AUGCCUUCCCCUCCUGUUGUUGACUUUAGCAACUUUCUGUCUGGUGACCCAGAACGCAUGCAGAAAUGCGCGGAUGAGAUUGGCCAUGCCUGCCGUACCCAGGGAUUCUUCCAGAUCAUCAAUCACCCCAUCCCAUUCAGCCUGCAGAAGGAGAUGUUCAAACUGUCCAAGGAGUUCUUUGCCCUGCCGCUUGAGGAAAUAAUGAAGCUGGAUAAAUCCCAAAAUGACCACAACCGUGGCUACGAGGUCAUAGGGUUUCUACGUGGCCCAGAAUCUGCCGGCAGACCACCCUCAGGUGCUGACAAAGAAGUUCGCCCACGGACCCAACUUGUGGCCGAGUCUCUGGGCGAUCACUUCCGCGACACUUGCAUGGAGUACCUGAACCAAGUCACUGCCCUGACCGAGAAGGUGAUGCAGGCGAUUGCCAUCUCGCUGGGCUACGACGAGCACUACUUUGACGAGUUCUGCACCGAGCCCAUGGCCUUCUACAAGCUGCUGCACUACCCCCCGCAACCGGAGGAUGCCCACCCCCUGCAGCGCGGCAUCGGUGCCCACCGCGACUUUGGCGUCAUCACCCUGCUGCUCCAGGGCGAUGUGCCGGGACUGGAGGUAUGGGAUGAGGAAACACAGUCCUACUACCCGGCGCCUCCGGUCGAGGGCGCGUAUGUGGUCAACCUGGGCAACCUCUUCCAGCAGUGGACCAACGACAAGUACAUCUCGAACGUGCACCGGGUCAUCAACCGGUCGAACGUGGACCGCUACUCGAUCCCGUUCAACUACAACGGCAACCCGGAUUUCAUCAUCCGGUGCAUCGAGUCGUGCCGCGAAGAGCCGGAGGACGAGAAGUACGCGCCCAUCUCGGUGGAUGACUAUGUCAGGCAGAAGUACAAGGAUGUCUACGGGCGUGUGCGUAUUUACACUGUUGCGGAGAAAGCUGUGGCGGCACGGAGCACUCGUGUCCGUAUUGGGCAAGAUACGAGCGCGCUUUGUCCUUACGCUCUUGAUAUGAUAGCAAUGACAUGUUAUGCCAAGAUGCAGGAUGGACCUGUUGACAAGCGCUUGGCGUAG